AUGACCCACCUGCUACCCCCAAAUCUUCUCAAGCUCUUUGUGCCACGCCCAACAUUCGAGCAUGCCCCCUCGCUACCUGCCGACAGGGACAUUGUCAACCGUACAUCCCGGCAACAGAGGAGCCGGAGACCACUCGAUGGAGUCGCGCCCACAUUAGAGAGGGUGAAGCAGGAAGCGGCAGACAAGGGAGAAGCUACAGAAGGAGCUGAGGGAGAGCAGUUCACCGAUGCGGAAUAUGUCAGAGUGGAAAAGAGGAGAGAGGAAAAGAAGAAGGCCUUUGAAGAGUACUAUAAGCGGGCGCAGGCAGAAUGUGAGGAUGAUCCACAGAAAGAUCCGAAGGCAGAAGGCGACCCAUUCAAGACGCUCUUCAUCUCUAGAUUAGCGGAAGAGACGACCGAAUCAGAUCUACAAAAGGACUUUGGCGUCUAUGGACCGAUAGAGCAUCUGAGGCUCAUCAGAGGGCAGGAUGGCAAGUCGAGGAGAUAUGCCUUCAUUGUGUACGAGAGGGAAAAGGAUAUGAGGACGGCAUACAAGGAUGCAGAUGGGCUCAAAAUUCACGGCAAGAGGAUAUUGGUCGAUGUGGAGCGGGGGAGGACAGUCAAGGACUGGAAGCCAGUGAGGCUGGGAGGUGGGCUGGGUGUGAGCCAAGAGGCAAAGAAGAAGAAGGAGGCAGAAGAGCUAGCAGCGCAGCAACCAAUGGGCUUCGGUAGUGAGUAUUGGGUGUCCAAGCGAAAGACAACGAGGUACUGCUUGCUUACGUGA
Molecule: messenger RNA, 762 nt
Organism: Microstroma glucosiphilum
Lineage: Eukaryota; Fungi; Basidiomycota; Exobasidiomycetes; Microstromatales; Microstromataceae
Product: RNA-binding domain-containing protein
Exons: 2
Coding region: 1-762 (253 amino acids)
Biological process (GO): mRNA splicing, via spliceosome
Cellular component (GO): U1 snRNP; U2-type prespliceosome; precatalytic spliceosome
Molecular function (GO): U1 snRNA binding; mRNA binding
Source: RefSeq, a predicted model, not a curated record